Teleopsis dalmanni is the source of this 464-nucleotide messenger RNA. Its product is annotated as DNA-directed RNA polymerase II subunit RPB9-like. The transcript has 3 exons. Gene Ontology annotation, molecular function: DNA-directed RNA polymerase activity; nucleic acid binding; zinc ion binding. The coding region runs from base 32 to 412 and encodes 126 amino acids. Gene Ontology annotation, cellular component: RNA polymerase II, core complex. Lineage: Eukaryota; Metazoa; Arthropoda; Insecta; Diptera; Diopsidae. The record is from RefSeq and is a predicted model, not a curated record. Gene Ontology annotation, biological process: DNA-templated transcription; transcription initiation at RNA polymerase II promoter; transcription-coupled nucleotide-excision repair.
AACGUUGCAUUUGAAACGGUUGGCAGAAAAAAUGGCUUUGGAAUUUCAUAAGGAAAGAUCGAAGCGUAUUCCGUUUCUAUCGCUUAAAUUUUGCCCUGAAUGUCACAACACUUUACUUGCAAGAGAAGAUGAUGAGAGGCAUGUCCUUAUGUAUAUUUGUCGUCUGUGCGAAUUUGAAAAAGUUGCAGAAUCAAACUGCGUUUUUAUAAAUAUUAUUAAAAAAAGUGUUGAGGAACUAACGUACGUGAAUCCUAAAAUUUUAAGUGAUCCUUCAUUGCCCCGUUCUGAUGAACAUCCUUGCCCAAAAUGCAAAUACCCUGAGACCACUUACUUUCCAACUACUGAUCGCGGAGAUACAAGGAUGUUUUAUGUUUGUCUAAAUUUAGAGUGUAAUUUCAAAUGGUUUGCAUAAAUUUUGUGAAAGGAUGCCUUGUAUAAAUGCAAUUAAGAAAAUGUUGACUAAU